This is a messenger RNA of Pichia kudriavzevii, 1506 nucleotides long. RefSeq lists its product as uncharacterized. The transcript has a single exon. Gene Ontology annotation, molecular function: RNA binding. Bases 1 to 1506 code for a protein of 501 amino acids. NCBI's taxonomy places the organism in Eukaryota, Fungi, Ascomycota, Pichiomycetes, Pichiales, Pichiaceae. The record is from RefSeq and is a predicted model, not a curated record.
AUGAGUUCGCAUUUGGUUGGUCCUCUAACCUUCAGAAACACUGAGGGGGGAAAGCAACCUAACAAUUUGGUGGAAUCAUUGCCUGAUAAUAGUGAGGACUCGCUGUCUUCGAAAGACUCAACAUCGUCAUUGACCCUUUCCUCAACGGCAUCUACAGAUUCUACUAUUUCUUCAAGUUUAAAAUCACACCUCGGAAGAAACAGUAAGAAUUUACAUUUGGAAUCUCAAAUACCUGAACUUGAUGAACCUUUGAGUAAUUUGGAUCUUUCUCAAGACUUGGAUGGGACAAGCUCAUCGAGCGACUCUUGUGAAGAAGAACCGCAAUUGAAAGAUGCCGUACCUUUAGGUCCUCAUCAACCAAAGAAUCAACGUGAAAUUGAUUCACGAUCAAUUUAUGUUUCUAAUAUACCUUUUAAAAUCUCACCUUGGAAGUUAAAACAGAUAUUCACCUAUGGUACACCUUCGAUCCCCGGAUGUGGUGAAAACUCAAUCAACAGGGUAACUAUUGUAUGCGAUAGGUAUAGUGGGUUACCAAAAGGGUACGCCUAUAUCGAAUUCUCUGAUAAGAAAUACGUUGAAAAUUCAUUGAGAUUCAAUGGCUUAGAUGUAGAUGGUCGUAAUAUUGAAGUCUACAAGAAGAGAACAAACUUACCGUGGAUUAAUGCAAAUUCAGCCAGAAAACACUUUUAUUUAAAUGGAAAUCACAAUGACAAAUUCGGUAAUAAUUAUAAUUUUUUUUCUAAACAUGGUACAUUCAAAAACAUUUCAACGGAAAACAACCAUAGUAUAAUGGAUAGCAACAACAAUUCAAUGGAUAAAAACAACAACAACUUAAGGGAUAGCAACAAUAACAUAAUAGAUAACAGCAAUAACUUAAUGGAUAACAACAAUGACUAUAUGGAUAACAACAAUAGCUUUAUGGAUAACAGCAAUAGCGUAACGGAUAACAAUUAUAAAACAAAAUUUAAUGAUUUAAUGGGUAACAAAAAUAAUGAUAACAAACAAUUCGGAUACUUUAAUAGAAACUUUACCAAACACAGAAAUAGCAACUACAAUUUCUUAAAUCAUGAUUUAAGAAAUACAAAGUAUUCACCUUCAAACUUUAAACAUCAUAGUAUACCAUCUAAGAUGGAAAGCCCCGGUGGCUAUUCUAGUGUGGAUGUUAAUGAAAACAAAGAUAGCAACGUUGAAAACAGAGAUAAUACCACUAGUGAGCACGGCCACGAACAUGAAUUGACAAAUGUCUCCUCCCCACUAGGAUCGGACAACUCGUUGGAAGGUUCUGUGAGUUCCAAUGACACUUAUCACCCUGGUGGAAUGUCUUCUAGAGGUAGAGCCAGUAGAGGAGUCAGAGGCAGAGGUAGAGGAUCUAGCAGAGGCAGAGGUAGAGGUAGAGGAUCCAGCAGAGGCAGAGGUGGUCUUGCACUUCAUGGUAAGCUUGUGAUCGAUGACCACCACUACUUAACUCCGUCUUCAAGAGUAGGUAUAUAUAAUAAUUCAGAGUGA